AUGUCGACGAAGAGAAAGAGAGCUGGGAAAGCGAUCGACGACGGUACCGCGCCGGCAGAUGUUGUGGCGGUGAACGAUAGACUUCCAUCUCGGCUCUUCGCCACCGACCGGUACCCUAGUAACCGGAACAACUGUUACGCAUCGCUCGAGUAUCUGCUGCUGGUGAGGGAUGUCCUUGAAGGUUCUGAGGAGAUGGAGAGGUUAUUGUGUUCCUGUUUUGGUUCGCUAUUUAGGUUGCCGGUAAGGAGGUGUGCUUUUUCUGGGAAAAUGGUGCAUGGUCUGCUUUCUAGACAGUUGGUAACGAAAAAAAGGUUUGAGAUGUGGCCUGUAUUUGGUGGUUUCCCGACACGUUUCGGGCUUCCUGAAUUUGCCCAUGUUACCGGCUUACCUUGUGGAGAGUUUGAAGCGGGAUACGAGGUAGAUGACAAACUGAAGGCAAAGAAAACAGACUAUGCUUACUGGGAUAAGUUGUUUGGGGGUAGGCGCAAUCUCAAUUUAGAUGAUCUUGCCGCCAUGGUGGUUACUGAAGACAGUAUGUCUCCGGGGAAGAAGCUCCGUCUAUGUUUGAUCAUCAUUGUUGAUGGUGUGCUGAUGCCUAAAACGCAGAAGCCGAAACCGACGCUGAAAUAUGUUAAAUUGGUGGAGAAGUUAGACAAGUUUUUCGCUUUUCAGUGGGGGCGUGAGUCGUUUUGGUGGACAAUUAGCACCAUGAUACCGCCAAAGAAGGUUUUAGGAAAGUGCGAUGACCCAGAGGGGCUUUUCUGUUCCCUUCUGAGGCAGGAGAGCAAAUUCCUGUUGGGUUUCCCGCUAGCGCUGCAGCUGUGGGCUUUUGAAGCCAUCCCUGCUUUGCUAGACCGCUUAGGAGGCGACGAUAGUGUUACGCUAUUGAGCUAUGUUGGGGACAAGUUGCCUACCCAUACGGGGCUGGUCCUGACUGAUAUCCUAGUAUAUACGGGGCUGGUCGACCAGGCCUCCUUUCUCUAG
Messenger RNA from Brassica rapa (field mustard), 984 nucleotides. RefSeq lists its product as uncharacterized. The record is from RefSeq and is a predicted model, not a curated record. Lineage: Eukaryota; Viridiplantae; Streptophyta; Magnoliopsida; Brassicales; Brassicaceae.